AUGAUCUACGAUGAAAUGACUGACUUGGUAGACAAGGGGAGAGCAAGGGAUAUUGUCUACCUUGACUUCAGUAAGGCUUUUGACACUGUUCCCCAUAAAAUCCUCAUAGAGACGCUGAUGAAUUAUGGCCUGGAUGAGGAGACUGAAAACUGGCUGAAUGUCUGGGCCCAGAGGGAGAUGUGGGCUCAGGGAUGUUAUUCUACCGUUGAAUCAAUAUAUAAAGAGUUCAGGGAAUCCCUUCACUGCUGCAAGCUUCCCUGGGGAGCAGAAAGGGAGCAUGGAGGAAUUGCACUACCUGUACUGCCAGAAGACAACAGGGCAAAGUAUAAGUCUCCAUGUACAUUUGUUAAAGGACAUCAACCUUAUGGUAGCAGCGUAGACCUGUGGCCAAGAGGCCUUCCCACUGAGCAGCUCUGUGAUGUCACCCAGCUGAAAAAAAGUGAUGUGCGUAUGAAUGAUGAGCUGCUUUGUAAACCACCAGACAGUUUGGCUAAACCACUGUGCCUGCCAUUUCCCACCUCUCAUCCCUACCAGACACACACCUCUAGGUAUACCAUGUUCCCAAACUUCAGAUCACCUGAGGACUGAGAUACCGGCAUCGAUGCAAGCAGUCAUCAGCCUUUCCAUCCCAAUAUCCCUACCAAGGCUUUUGAUGUGGUUGUUCUGAGGAAGACCAGAGGUAAUCCAUACAGGCAUGAAGUUGUCAGUGCUCCCUCUGACUCCCAGAAGAAGGCUGUACACUGGCUGGGACAGCCAGUAUGUACUUCUCUUCCCAAAGGGAUGCAGCAUAACCUCUCUCCAAAAGCAACCAAUAUGCUACGAAACACUGAAAGGGCUCUGGGGAUCACAACACACAGUCAGGACUUCACAGGAAGAGGUCCUAUGAAUCCCGUUAUCCUGGAUAACUAUUACAUGAAAGCAGUUGGCAGAUUAACUGGAGAACUAGGUGAAGACAUGGAACUAGUAAGAACAUUUCUGCCUAGUCUCUCACAAGUGAGACCUCUUGAAGGGCGCACUGCAUGUUUACUUCAAGGUCAACGCCCCAUGAAUCAACUCUGCAAGAACAAGCAGACCGCUCUGUCUCAGACGUGCUACCAACAAGUUCAUUAUCUGGAUAAGCUGCCAAUAACCAAACUUCAGAAAAUGACUGACAUAUUGCAAACAGAAACAUUGUACAGGGGGCAGCUUUCAGAAAGGCCUGAUCUUGAAUCCCUUCCCAAAUCUGCAUGUUCCCUUUCCUACAAAGACUUCAAGCCCAGACAUUUGGAUCAACAUACAAUAUGGGAAAACCCAGUUAGUCUACGUAAGCCAGGCUUACCACUGGAUGUAAAGAGUGAGGAAAGUAGAAUUUUCUUGCACAAGCUUUGGCACCAAGAAGCAUGUCAGCCUGCAUGCAGACCAGAGAGGAUGGGCCAAGACGCACUGCCUGAAUGGAUCCCUAGUUGUGAGGUUCCUUGAUACCAGGCAGCACUGCUGGAGCUGCAGCAUUCCUUCUCUAAGACAGCAGCACAAAAACAUUUUCAUGAUUCCGUAAGGGGAAAAACAAAAGACCUCAGAGAUAACAUUACUGAGGUAAAGAGACACAAAUUCUACAGUUUCAAUGCCUUUUAUUUCUUUAACUGA
Messenger RNA from Pelecanus crispus (Dalmatian pelican), 1623 nucleotides. Lineage: Eukaryota; Metazoa; Chordata; Aves; Pelecaniformes; Pelecanidae. The record is from RefSeq and is a predicted model, not a curated record.